Messenger RNA from Solea senegalensis (Senegalese sole), 388 nucleotides. Its product is annotated as teneurin-3-like. The record is from RefSeq and is a predicted model, not a curated record. The transcript has 3 exons. NCBI's taxonomy places the organism in Eukaryota, Metazoa, Chordata, Actinopteri, Pleuronectiformes, Soleidae. Gene Ontology annotation, cellular component: membrane. Gene Ontology annotation, biological process: signal transduction. The coding region runs from base 68 to 388 and encodes 106 amino acids.
UCUCCAUCUGUCCUCGUCUCUGUGCAUCUGUCCCUCUGUCUAUGCAGCUGUGCAGCAGCAUGCCUGUAUGUUUGCCACCAACACAAGAAGAAGCAUUAUGGAAGUGAAAGAGCGACGCCCGUACUGCUCACUCACCAAGAGCCGCAAGGACAAGGAAGGACCGUACACUGGUUCAUCAGGGGACAGCGAAGAUUGCGUCAUUGGCUCUCACGGACUCCGCGUCCCCACGCAGAAGUCCUACUCGUCCAGUGAAACACUCAAGGCCUUCGAUCAGCACCAAGACCAGACCAGGUUAUUGUACGGGACGACCAAGGGACACAAGGACAUGGUUCACCGUGAACAGGAGGAUUACAACAGACAAGGUGAGAGUCCAAACCCCGGUGAAUAG